CCGCGCUCCGCGCUCGGGCCCCGCGCCGCCCCCGCCCCCGCGCCCGCCCCCGCCCCCGCGCCGCCAGCAGCCCCCGCACGGCCAUGGGCGAGGACCGGCAGCCCCGCGGGCCGCGCAGGCAGGGGGGGGCCGCCGCCGCCGACGCCGCCGCCGCCGCCGCGCCCGACGACCCGGGGCCGAAGCCCGGCGCGGGGGCCCCCAAGGAGCGCGGGGAGGAGGCGGCCCGGACGUGCUGCGGCUGCCGCUUCCCGCUGCUGCUCGCGCUGCUGCAGCUGGCGCUGGGCAUCGCCGUGACCGUGGUGGGCUUUCUCAUGGCGAGCGUCAGCCCCUCCCUGCUAGUCAGGGACACUCCGUUUUGGGCCGGGAUCAUCGUCUGCUUAGUGGCCUAUCUUGGUUUGUUUAUGCUUUGUGUCUCAUAUCAAGUUGACGAACGGACGUGUAUCCAGUUUGCUAUGAAACUGUUGUACUUCCUGCUGAGUGCCGUGGGCCUGACGGUCUGCGUGCUGGCUGUGGCCUUUGCUGCCCAUCACUACUCACAGCUCACACAGCUCACCUGCGGAACGGCCCUCGAUGCCUGCCACUGCAAGCUGCCCUCCAUGGAGCCACUCAGCAGGACCUUUGUGUACAGAGAUGUGACUGAUUGUACCAGCAUCACUGGCACUUUCAAACUCUUCUUGCUCAUCCAGAUGAUUCUUAACUUGGUCUGCGGCCUUGUGUGUUUGUUGGCGUGCUUUGUGAUGUGGAAACACAGGUACCAGGUCUUUUACGUGGGUGUCAGAAUGUGCUCCCUAACAGCUUCCGAAGGCCAACAGCAAAAGGUCUAACAUUCUUGCUCAGAGGUGGGAGAGGAAAUAGCACACUGAGUAGCUGAGGUCAAAUAGGAGAAAAGAAAAGAGAAAGAAAGGGAAGGAAGGAAGAAAAAAAAACUGACAAUAGCUAAUCAUCCCUGUUCUCAAUGAAUAUUUUUGUAUUUUUUCAGGAAAUAAAAGCAUUUCUUCAGAUUUCUAUAGUAUUUUUAAAAAUUUUUACAGGGAGAAUAUGAUCCAAAUUGACUUUGGUUCAUUAGAAGAGCACAGAACAGGGAAAGGAUGGCAUACGUCUAUGUUUGCAGUCUGGAGUUUAUUCCUAAUACAGAUUUCCCCCAUUUAUCUGAAAGGAGGGCGUUCCCAUGAAAACUUUCGUAAACUGAAAUGCUAUAAAGCAAAGGAGCUGUUUUGUAGAAGCAAAAAACCCAAAAAACAAAAACAAAAAAAAAAACAAAAAAACAAAAACAAAACAAAAAACCUCUUCAGAUUUCUUUCGAUUAGUGAAAGCAUGUAUGAAUGUAGAUGUUUUCUAAAGCAAAGUGGCAUCAUAAAGCAAACUUUCAGACAGCAGGGAAAAUGUGUCCUCAUUUUAGUCAUUGUUUGUAUAAUCUUUCCCGUUAGUUGAGUUUAUGCUGUGAAUGGGCAUUUCAGGCCCAUUUGCUAAAUUUCACAGUCUUUUCCAGAACUUUCCACCUCCCCCUUUAUCUUCACUAAGCCUUGGAGGAAGGGGGCAGGGGUGGGGUAGAGCUGAACAGCCAGCCAGGUUGACUCUCUCUAUUUUCCCUGGUAGAGGUGUCUUCAAGGCAUGAAACAGCUCAAAAGGAGCAGAGUAGAAAAGGAAGAGGCUUCUCAAAGGCUAAAUAAUUAUAAACACCUGGGCUGGGGUGGAGACAAAUUUCUCUUCAGCUCCCUUAGUUUGGCUCCCUAAGUAGAUCACUUACUAAAUGCUUUGGAUGAUUGUCCGCUUCUCAAUAAUUGAAAGUUGGUGGUAGUUGUAUUCUUAAUGAUGUAGAAGGCUCAAAAAUAAUUACAUUAUGCUUCUAUUCUAUCAUCUAAAACAAAUCAUUAAAACUAAUUUCUACCUAAUUGUUAAUUAUAAUUAUGCUCCGAAGCCUACUUAAUGAGCCCUGGCUGUACUUACGUAGCACCAUCAGAGAAAUUACUCUCACAAGAGAGGAGGCUUAAAGAUUCUUUCUUCAGAAAGCCAAGCUUCACAAGAGAGAAGAGAAAUUUUUUUUUAUUAAUAGCUCAGGUUAAAAAUACUCAUUUAAACAAAAACAAGAGCAUUUGUAAUGGGCCAUGUUUAUACAAAUAGCACAUUUGUGAUACGUUGUAAAGUAUCUCUUGGCAGCUAAGUACUUUUGAGGAAGAUUGGGAAUGCCGAUGUUCCAUUCAUAAAAGUGUAUCUGACGUCUAAUCCUAUCAUUGACUUGCAUGCACAGUCAACCUAGAGAUUUCAACUCCUGUUUUGAAGUCCUGAUUUGAGCAUCUGCCCGCUGACUUGGAAGGCAGUUUUUAUUUUGUUUUGUUUUAAGUUACCACGACUUACAAAAAGCACAGGUACCCUGUGGUGGGAGUCUUUUCUGUCUUAUUAUCAAGUUCUGAACAAUAUCCAUGUUUUAAAGAAGGAGCUCAGAAUGCAAAUUCAUGCAGCAUAAAUGUUAUCAAGGUCUUUCUCUAUUAGCAUGCUUUAGUGAAAUCAGAGAUUCAAGAUAAUAAUUGAGAUGAAUUUGCCUCUCCACAUUGCCUAUUGAUAUACUCUGCGAGUCAUGAAAUUCAACCCUGAAAGAAAAGUGUCUUCUUGUCUGCCUUAAAAGAUAGUUGAACAAUCCCACUGAUUGCGACAAUAGUGUCAAUCUCUACACCAUAUAAAUAUCCAAGUAAAAAGAAAAACAUUAAGUCAGUUGGAGGACUGUAAAUAGCUUUUGUGUCCUCCAGAUAAAACACCUGAUUAACAGAUGUGAAAACCUUUUUAUGUAUUGACUCACUUUAAAAAAUGGCCUUCCUACACACGAACUCAGGCCAAGAUUUCACAUUGGAGGGCUUAUGGGUAAGACUCUGGCGCAGAGGUUUGAUCACACACAAAAACUACAGUGAGAGAACACCAAGCAUCCUGAUGACGACCCGAAAAAUACUGUGUGCUGUUAAAAAACCAAAAAACACCAGUAACUGAAGCCAUUCUGCUUUGGACCGUUUCCUACAUAAAGAAGAAAAUAACCGAGAAUCUGAAAUAUUGUAGCUGUUCUAUAAAGAGUGAGAAACUCAUGAUUUAAUGUUAAUUGCUAUGAAUCAGGCACCCCUGGAAGCACACCCUGCAUUCCUUUGACAACUUUUUAUAGCAAACACUACACUACAGGUUUUAUGUUAGAAAAUUAAAAUUAAAAAAAAAAAAGAAAAUUAAAAUUCUGCACAUCACCAAGGUGCUUGAUGCUUUACAAACAAUUCACAGGGUAUUUCAAAUGGUAGAGAAACUUUAGCUUAUGUGCUUUCUUUUUCUAAAUGUUGCAGCCAGGCAGGAUUGACCUAAGUUUGAUAAUAAUGAGGUGAUAUAAAUAUAGAUAUAGAUAUAGCAGGGAUUUUGCUUUUGUAUAAUUAAAGCAUUCUUAAAUCCCCAGAGGGGGGAAAAAUAAUUGUAAGUGAAAGAAGGAACAAAUAAAUAAAUAAGGAAAGACACCAAGAAAAGAUUCCCGUGCUGUGAACUCACUGAGUAUUGAUACGUGUAAGAAUUGUGUUGCAUGAAUAACAAACUGCUUUGCGCUGGAUUUAAAGUAUUUUGAGGUUGUGUUUUGCAAAUAUUGAAGUUACAAUAACGGCAACAGAAAAGGAACAGAUACACAGCUUUACACUUAGCAAAAUGUUACAGUUAAGAUCUGACAAGGAGCCAAGAUGGUGACUGUCUCUUCUAAACCAUAAAACAGUAAGAUUUGCGCAAUCCUCCUCCUCUUCCACCUCCUUCAGGAGAAUUAAAUGAAUCAAGACUUUGGAAAGAGGGGAAACUGCCGGGACUUGGCAGUACUUGAAAUAGGAGGAAUACAGCAGCCUGAAUGUACAGACUUUGCAACCGAGCCCACUCGAUCGGGCUGUGCUCUCACGUGACCACCAUCUGUGCCUCCCUCGCUCGGUCCAAAUUUGUGGAGGCAGCUCCUUGGAGCCGGGCCUAAAAAUAUAGCUACACCAGGCCCUAGAAACUGUAGUCAAGUAAGAGGCCCGACUUGCUGCCCCUCUUCGAAUUGGAGUCUACCCGAUCUCCUCGGAGGGGCUUCGAGCGGCGCUAGCGGUGUGUCCUGACAGCGAGGACCUGCUCUGGGUGUGCUUUCUGGCCCCGGCCAGGCCAUCAGCGUCUCUAAACACUCUCGUACCCCCCCCCCCCUGCAUGCACUGUAUCUGAAAUAUGUUUAUAGAUCUUCAGGAAAGGGAAGGGUACAGGGUAUCCAAGGAAGGUUCUGGAGGACAACGGUGGGGCAGUUAUUCCAUCAAGAACACACGUCGAAGUUGCCCUGAAAAACCAGCCCUACCCUGUCACGAAGCCCACCUUCUGGGGCCUAGUGAAUGCCUCUACACCGUUGCUAGGUGGCCCCUGGUUCCCACAAGUCACGCUGGCUGCCGUGUUUACUGUGCUCCAAGAGCCCUGUCAUGCUUCUAGAUGUGCGCUGAGCAGCCAGGACAGGGCUGGAGAGGGCUGCUGGCCAAAUAUCUUGACUCCCAGUGGGAAGCAUUGGUUCGGAUGAAAUCUCAGUGUGUCAGCCUGUGAAAUGGAUGCCUUGAUUCCUUUCUGCCGAUUUUCUAGUACUUCAUGAUCUCCAGUGAUUAUCCCCCUCAAAAAUAUUGGUCUGCAUUUUGGUUGUUGCGGUUUCAUUUUUCUGGCAUCGAUGAAACAGUGAAUGGAAAACAAAGUGCUCUCCCCAUGUCUGAGGUGGUGUUUUUCAAGGGGAUGCACCUAUGCAGAUUGUCUUUGUUAAUAAAAUUUUUCAUAAUCUCUGAAAA
Molecule: messenger RNA, 4790 nt
Organism: Canis lupus familiaris (dog)
Lineage: Eukaryota; Metazoa; Chordata; Mammalia; Carnivora; Canidae
Gene: SSPN
Product: sarcospan
Exons: 3
Coding region: 84-824 (246 amino acids)
Cellular component (GO): dystrophin-associated glycoprotein complex; sarcolemma
Source: RefSeq, a predicted model, not a curated record